Cajanus cajan (pigeon pea) is the source of this 1296-nucleotide messenger RNA. The record is from RefSeq and is a predicted model, not a curated record. NCBI's taxonomy places the organism in Eukaryota, Viridiplantae, Streptophyta, Magnoliopsida, Fabales, Fabaceae.
AUGAGCCAAUUCAACAAAGCGACUCUUAAAAUCCGAGACCUCAAUCCAGCCGUCGCCCUUCAUCAUUUGACUACAGCUUUGAAGCCGGGACCGUUUGCCAACAGCAUCUGCAAAAAACCCCCGUCCGACAUGGAUGAUUUGAGACGCCGCGCCGACAAGUACAUGCAAAUGGAGGAGCUCGCGGAAUUCCGCAACCAAGCCAGGGCAGAGGUAGCGCCCAAGGCCGAGAAGCCGACCGAAAACUCCUACCGCAGUCGUCCCAAAGACCUGGUCCCAAGAGAAAAGCCCGUUCGCGGACCAAGAUACACUCACUACACUCCCUUGAACGCCAGCCGAUCGACCGUACUGGACCAAGCGCUUGCGGCGGAAGUCCUGGCGGUACCAAAACGAGCGUCAACUCCCCCGCGUGCCGACACAACCAAAUCCUGCAGAUACCACCGCAAUCGGGGUCAUUCGACUGAGGAAUGUGCAGCCCUGAAAGACAAAAUUGAAGAUUUAAUAAAACAAGGGCAACUCCAACGAUUUGUCGAUCGACCUCGUUCUCCCCGAUACGACGAUCGUCGACAUCGCCAAGAUCAGUCCGACCGAAACAGAUCCGACAGGCUUCAUUAUAGGGAACGAAGCCGGUCAAGGGAUCGAAAGGAAGAGGAACCAACAACUCAACCCCGAAGGGUCAUUAAUACUAUCGCCGGUGGAUUUGCAGGCGGAGGCCCGACCUCCUCAGCACAAAAGAGACAUCUGCGAGCCGUUCGGACCGUUCACGCGGUCGAACGCACAAGACAGAGACUGCCCACCAUCACCUUCACCGAAGCUGACUUUAAAGGUAUUGAUCCAGACCAGGACGAUCCCAUGGUCAUCAGUGUCGAAAUCCACAACUGCAUUGUUCGGAAAACGUUGGUCGAUCAAGGUAGCUCGGCCGAUAUCCUCUACUGGAAUACCUUUAAGCAACUUGGCAUCCCGGAGGCUGAGCUAAUCCCCUACAACGAGCCCUUGGUUGGAUUCUCAGGUGAACGUGUCCAAACCAAAGGAUAUAUCAAGUUAUCUACUCGUUUUUGCUUCGACGGUACCGAAGCCCGAGACAUUCCGGUCAAGUACGUGGUGGUGCAUGCCAACACGUCAUACAACAUCCUUCUCGGAAGGCCGUCCCUCAACAGGUUGGGUGCUAUCGUGUCGACUUCGCACUUAGCCAUGAAAUUUCCUUCUGAAUCGGGCCGAAUUAUCACGGUCCAUGCGGAUCAGAAAGCGGCUAGGGAAUGUUACUUUGCUAGCCUCCGGCUACCCCGUCUCGAUACAUGA